Asparagus officinalis (garden asparagus) is the source of this 1865-nucleotide messenger RNA. Its product is annotated as WD repeat-containing protein 13. The transcript has 12 exons. Bases 114 to 1526 code for a protein of 470 amino acids. Gene Ontology annotation, molecular function: promoter-specific chromatin binding; protein binding. NCBI's taxonomy places the organism in Eukaryota, Viridiplantae, Streptophyta, Magnoliopsida, Asparagales, Asparagaceae. The record is from RefSeq and is a predicted model, not a curated record. Gene Ontology annotation, cellular component: nucleus.
CAAAGAUCUCCAUGUCGAACAAAACGAACACGCCCUCCGACUCCAGAUCUCAAGAACCUCAUUAACCAUUGACACUCAAAACCCUCUGCCUCAAAACAAAACCACCGUUAGAAAUGGAGGAUAAAGGAGACGAAUCUGAUACAGAUCGAGAUCCAAAGAUCGAUCCAGAGUUCAUCGGCUGCCUUCUUCAACCUCCGACCGCCCACAACGACCCCAAUUACGUCGGAAUCCGGCGACUCCUACUUUCUCGAAAGAAUCAGAUCCAAACACGCAAGGAAUGGAGAUGUAAUGGAAAAGGAUAUGUGGCAUAUAGGAAUUUUAUGAGGAGGCCGAGGAAUUGGGAAAGUCUGGUUGCUCCGAGCUUGACGAGUACGCCUGGGCACAGUGGGCGUUGGGCUUCAUUCUCUAUUCCACAAUCCAUAGUAUUUGAGACAGGCAGUCGUACUUCUAGCAGGGAUUUAAGAAGUUUGAAUAAUUCUUUUGGCCAUCGUUCAAGUUUCAGCUCAAGUACAGGUGAUGCUGAUCGCCAAGCGCGAUUAGCUGAACCUGCAUAUUCCUUUGUUGGAAUGCACUCUAUCUUUGACAACUGCAAAGCUUCAGUUACCAUUUUGAAAUUUGGACACAUGAGUUCCGAUCUCCUUGCAUUUGGUGCAUCUGAUGGGAGCUUGACAAUAUGCCUCGUCUCUGAGUCACCUUCUGCUCUUCAACAAUUAAGAGGACAUUCAAAAUCCAUAACAGAUUUUGAUUUUUCCUCUAAUAAUCAGUAUAUUGCUUCAUCCUCAAUGGAUAAAACUGUUCGGGUAUGGGAGAUAUCUAAGGGCCACUGCAUUCGUGUAAUAUAUGGAACUUCUUCGCAGUUAUGCAUCCGCUUCAACCCGGUGAAUAAUAACUUGCUAUUGGUUGGCAAUGCAAACCGAGAAAUCAGUGUGAUAAAUUUUAGCACGGGAAGGGUUAUUAAUAAAGCUCUUUUUGGAAAUGAGAUAACAGCAAUGGAUAAUGCUCACACUGGUCAGCUUACUUUUGCUGGUGAUACACAGGGAUGCAUAUACACUGUUAGUGUGAACACCCAUAAAGGGUCAAUAUUCAGGUCCCAUCAGAAUAGAAGUAGCAGGAGCAGGUCUCCAAUCACAACCAUAGAGUAUCGUACUUUCUCUCUUGUUGUACGAGGUCCUGUACUACUUGUCUCUGCUCAAGAUGGAACCCUUUGUUUCUUCAGUGUUGCUUUGGAGGUACAAGGAUAUUUGACUCUCCUGUGCUCGCUUAAAUUAGCUCCCCGUGUGCACAGUAUACGAGCUUCUUUUUGUCCCCUACUUUCCCUUGAAAAAGGAGAAUUCGUAGUUUCUGGCAGUGAGGACUCGAAUGUUUACUUCUAUGAUUUGACUAAACCAAAGCAUGCAUGUGUAAAUAAGCUACAGGGACAUGGUUCUCCAGUCAUUGGAGUUGCCUGGAAUCAUGGGGAGAACUUGCUGGCCUCCUCUGAUUCUGAUGGAACAGUGAUUGUAUGGAAACGAGCAAAGACAAGUUAAUACUUUUUCAUAACGCCCGCAAAAGCUUUGUUUUCUUCCUCACAGGGAAAAUGAGAAAUUAUUUUCAGAUUCAGAUUUGGGCAUUAUUCUUUAGUUGCACAGGUUAGAUACCAAGUAGACAUACUACAUGUUCAUUCAGAUGUAUACUAUAAAGCCAUUGUUCCGUUUCCCCCUUCAAGACUUGAAUCAGUGUAGAGUAAUGUUGUAUCAAAUUUUGUUAUUCUUUUAUUCUCUUUCUGCAAGUCUUGUACUAUUAAUUAGCGCUGUAUUUCCAACAAACAUAUCAAUAUGCAAUAAUAAGAAAUCCAUUGGACAUGUUGAAUCAUGCAUUUUCUGUUA